Wickerhamiella sorbophila is the source of this 897-nucleotide messenger RNA. RefSeq lists its product as hypothetical. Lineage: Eukaryota; Fungi; Ascomycota; Dipodascomycetes; Dipodascales; Trichomonascaceae. The transcript has a single exon. The record is from RefSeq and is a predicted model, not a curated record. The coding region runs from base 1 to 897 and encodes 298 amino acids.
AUGAAAUCGAGCCUAAAACCAGUGUUGCAGGUUGUGAGCGAUGCCAAGAGGUUUUGGGUCGGGAACGGAUUUAAAGUAGCCGGUAUGAUAAAUUACAACAAGGUCGGAAAACACUUGAAUCCUUUCCUUGUUCUAGACUAUAACGCACCUAUGGCUUUCGAGCCCGAACCAUCGCCUAAAGGUAUAAAAUUUCACCCGCACAGAGGCAUUGAAACCGUGACGAUUAGCUAUGAUGGCGGCGUGACCCAUUGCGACUCAACGGGUCACAGCGGAACAAUUACAAAAGGCGGUGUUCAGUGGAUGACUUCAGGAUCGGGGAUUCUUCACGAGGAGCGGCACUCUGAUGAAUUCGCGAAAACGGGCGGACCUUUCGAAAUGGUCCAAAUGUGGAUCAAUUUGCCGAAAGCCCAAAAGUUCACUGAUCCAAAGUAUCAAGUUGUGCAGGCCCCUGCGCUGCCCAAAGUGUGCAUCUCAGAUAAGAGCUCCCUACGCAUUAUCGCCGGACAAUACCAGGGGUUCUCGUCGCCCAUCUCAACAUUUACUCCUAUGAACAUCUGGGACCUCGACUUGGCGGCUAAGGAAACUUUCGAGGUGGAUAUGCCCGAGAAAUAUUCUGCAGGUAUUCUUGUUCGCCGCGGCCGGAUCAAUGCCAAUGGCACUGAGGCCGAGAAAGAAAAUCUAGUUAUAUUUGAACGUGAUGGCACAGCUCUCAAAAUCGAGAGUCCCGUAGCCUCCAAGUCCCUUCUUUUCUUCGGGCAAGCAAUUGAGGAGCCUUUCGUAGGCAAAGGACCCUUCGUCAUGAACACAGAGGACGAGCUGGCCCAGGCUUUCAAGGACUAUAAAUCUGGCAAAUUCGGGCCCGUUCCAGGCCCCUCGGUUCUCGAUAACGUUUUUUAG